AUGACUAACAACGAUUCAGCGAACUUGCAAACUCCUCUAAACGGAGCACCCAAGGACGCCUUGAACACUCCCGCAGCGGAUGUUUCCGCGGCUGACGCACCUGCUAACGCCGUGUCGCUCGACGAGUUCAAAAAGCUGCUUUCCGCCUACAAAAAGAGAUCGGAAGAGCAGGAUAAACUCAUGGGAACCCUGACCAAACAGGAACGUCCUUCUGGACAAAACCCAAGCGAAACAUCCCUCGUCGCCAAGGGCAACUCGGAAAAACCUCAGACAUCCGAAAAGGAUACACAGGAGGAUGAAAUCGAGCGUAUCGACUUGGAUCCCAGCGAUGACUCCGAGGAGGACAUCGACGUCCCUCCAAGAAGAACCCGCAGCCGUUCAGCUCGGGAAAGUUCUCCGUUCGAAAAACCCAUGACGGAAGAAGAAGAAAACCUCUACUGGAUCGAACAGGAGGAAUUGGCCGAAAGGAAAACCGAGAUUACUCGCCACGAACGCCGACAAGCUCGGAAAACCGCUGGAGAGGAUCCCGAGAUACGCGAUCUCCGCGAUUACAUCACCAAGACCGCCGCAGAAGUAAGGGCCGUGAAAUCGCAAAUCCACCAUGCCACGAGUGCCGCCCCAGAAAUCGACAGGUUACUCGAUGUGGCUCGUAAAACACCCUUCACCGCGCGGAUCUCCGAAACUAAGGUGUCUAAUCCGGGAAAACUCAAGAUACCGAUGUAUAACGGUACUACCGACCCCAAAGCGCAUCUCCAGGCGUUCCACAUCACCAUGGGAAGAGCCAGGCUUAGGGAGAGCGAAAAAGACGCAGGCUACUGUCGCCUGUUCGUCGAAAAUCUCGAAGGAGCGCCGCUCGAAUGGUUCUCCCGUUUGAAGCGAAACUCCAUCGGAAGCUUUCGUCAACUCGCGUCGGAAUUCCUCUUCAAGUACUCUAUGUUCAUCGAUAGAGAAACUUCCGAUGUCGAUCUCUGGAGCUUAACUCAGGAAGAGGGCGAGACCCUCCGAGAGUUUAUAAGCCGCUUCAAACUGAUCAUGGCGAAGGUCAGCGGAAUCAGCGACAAAGUCGCAAUCGAUGCUCUUAGGAAGGCGCUCUGGUACAAGUCGAAGUUCAGAAAGUGGAUAACGUUGGAGAAACCUCACACGAUCCAGGAUGCCCUCCACAAAGCCUCGGAUUACAUAAUGAUCGAAGAAGAGACGAAUUACGUCCAUCACGAGGGGGAAGAACUCCAGGGCGCGCACAAUUACGCGAUCAAUCCGGAGCAGGGCAGGACUUCGGGAAAUACGUGGAACCGUAACCAGAAUUACGACAAAAACGUAUACUGCAAGUUCCAUCAGACCGAAGGUCACUCCACGGCUAACUGCAAAGUCAUAGGGGCGAGGCUGGCCGCGAAGCUUCUUGCUGGAGAACUCUCCGGAGUAACCAGCGUCAAGGAUCUAAUCCUCGACUCCGACCGUCCGCCAAAAACCAACAAGAAUCCUCCCGCGGAGAACUCAUCACCGAAAAAUCAGGCGGGGGAUAAGCGCGAGAGAAGACCAGACGAUAGGGGAAACAAUAAUUCCCGAAAUAGGGUCAACAUGAUCAUGGGAGGAUCCCAGUACUGCAAGGACUCGGUUUCGGCCAUCAAGGCCUACCAACGGAAAGCCGAGUUGACUGCGAAGUAUCCUCCACGGUCACCUCCUCAAGACGGACGGAACACCUCGAUAACGUUCACCGAAGAAGAGGCGUACGGAAUCGACCAACCUCACUGCGACCACUUGGUCAUUGAUCUCGUAAUAAGAGAUCUCGAAGUUGCAAGAAUACUUAUCGACACCGGAAGCACGGUAAACCUAAUCUUCCGCGAUACCUUGAGAAGGAUGGGCGUCGAGCUCGAAGAAGUUACCCCGGUACCGAAACCGCUCACGGGUUUCUCCGGACAAACGUCCAUGACCUUGGGAUCGAUUCAGCUACACGUCAUAGCAAAAAACGUUACGAGAAUAGUUGACUUCGCGGUGGUAGAUAGCCCGGCUAUUUACAACGCAAUCAUGGGAACUCCAUGGCUAAACGCUAUGAAGGCCGUUCCCUCGACUUAUCACUUGGGCAUUAAAUUCCCAACCAGGACUGGAAUUGCCGCAAUCUGGGGUUGUCAAAAACAGUCGCGACUUUGUUUCCUAGCGGAGCAUAAGUUGAGACAGAUCACGACGACCUCUACGGUUAAACGCAAGCGAACUCAGCCUUCCGCCGAAGACAAAAAGACAUCUCCCGCGGAAGCAGAUACGGAGAUCGGAAACAUCCCCGACUCUGAAGACAAUGUCACAACUCAGCGGGAAGAGGAAAAUCCUGAGGUCAACGUCGACCCCACAACUAAAGCGGUCGACGGAAAACCAACCAACGAGUAA
Molecule: messenger RNA, 2376 nt
Organism: Raphanus sativus (radish)
Lineage: Eukaryota; Viridiplantae; Streptophyta; Magnoliopsida; Brassicales; Brassicaceae
Exons: 3
Coding region: 1-2376 (791 amino acids)
Source: RefSeq, a predicted model, not a curated record